Molecule: messenger RNA, 1263 nt
Organism: Lampris incognitus (smalleye Pacific opah)
Lineage: Eukaryota; Metazoa; Chordata; Actinopteri; Lampriformes; Lampridae
Product: potassium channel subfamily K member 13-like
Exons: 3
Coding region: 1-1263 (420 amino acids)
Biological process (GO): potassium ion transmembrane transport; stabilization of membrane potential
Cellular component (GO): membrane
Molecular function (GO): potassium ion leak channel activity
Source: RefSeq, a predicted model, not a curated record
AUGGCAUGCAGACACGGGUGCUGCUGCGGCUCCGGUCCCCUCAACGAGGACAACGCGCGGUUCCUCCUGCUGGCCUUGCUCAUCGUCGUCUACCUGCUGUGCGGCGCCGCCGUCUUUUCGGCCCUGGAGCAGCCCAAGGAGAAGGAGGCGAAGGAGCGCUGGGCGCAGCGGUUUGAGCAUUUCAGCCAAAAGUACAACCUGAGCAAGACGGAGCUGAGCAACUUCCUGAGGAACUACGAGGAAGCCAACGUGGCGGGGAUCCGCGUGGACACCAUCAGACCCCGGUGGGACUUCACCGGCGCCUUCUACUUCGUUGGGACCGUCGUCUCCACCAUAGGGUUUGGGAUGACCACUCCUGCCACCAUUGGAGGGAAACUCUUCCUGAUGUUUUACGGCCUCAUUGGCUGCGCUGCCACUAUCCUCUUCUUCAACCUCUUCCUGGAACGUGUCAUCACCGUCAUCGCCUUUGUGCUCAAGUCCUGCUACGAGCGCCGUCAAAACAAGAUUGCGCUCCCGCAAAAUGGCCGCCGCAACUCUCAGGGGAGUGGGGGAGGUGCUGGAGGUAAAGGGGGAGAGCUGGCAGGCUGGAAACCCUCGGUCUACUGCGUAAUGCUGAUCCUGUGUGUGGCGGCCGUCUUGGUGUCCUGCUGUGCCUCAGUCAUGUACUCGGCUGCCGAGGGCUGGGGCUACUUGGACUCCCUAUACUUCUGCUUUGUGGCCUUCAGCACUAUUGGCUUUGGGGACAUGGUGAGCAGCCAGCGGGCUGUCUACGAGGGCCAAGCUACAACUGCCUACCGGCUGGGCAACUUCUUCUUCAUCCUGACCGGCGUCUGCUGCAUCUACUCCCUUUUCAACGUCAUCUCCAUCGUCAUUAAGCAGGUCCUCAACUGGCUGCUGAGGAGGCUGGAGGCCCCAUGUCGCUGCUGUUUCCCAGGGAGGGGAGGACACCACCCGCACCGACACCCCCGACGCAAUGUGGUGGCACCGGGACACCUGCGUGCCCGCCGAGACCCCUCAAUUGAGACGGACGCGGUCAACGAAAGCGAGACUGACACUGGUCGUAGGAUGUCUGGAGAGAUGAUCUCCAUGAGGGACUUCCUGGCAGCUAAUAAAGUGAAUCUGGCUAUAAUGCAGAAGCAGCUGUCGGAGAUGGCCAAUGGGCACCCUCGCCAGUCCAGUUCACGCCAGAAUGGUUUCUCUGGAGGGGUAGGCGCUUUAGGCAUUAUGAACAACCGACUGGCAGAAACCAGUGUGGACAGAUAG